Aspergillus mulundensis is the source of this 1581-nucleotide messenger RNA. RefSeq lists its product as uncharacterized. Gene Ontology annotation, molecular function: protein binding. The transcript has 4 exons. NCBI's taxonomy places the organism in Eukaryota, Fungi, Ascomycota, Eurotiomycetes, Eurotiales, Aspergillaceae. Bases 1 to 1581 code for a protein of 526 amino acids. The record is from RefSeq and is a predicted model, not a curated record.
AUGUCUUCUCACGGGAAACUCGACCCUAUCCGGGCUCUAAACUAUGACUGCACCAGUUUAGUGUUUGACCACCUGAGCUUAUCAGACCUGACUCGCGUAGAGCGCGUUAGCAAAGACUGGAAAGCCCGGCUGUAUGCUUGGAUGGCCAACGAGGGGAUUGUUAAGCGCUUUCCACAUGCCUUGCCGGACAAGCAUUCAGACGCGGAGGCAGGAGAACAAGAUGUUGUGAAAGUGAAGAGAUUCAAGAAAUACGUCAUCGAGGGAACAAGUACCGAGAGACUGGCGGCAGGGAGGGCAUUGAGCGUCAACACAUAUACCGCCGCGGCCUUUCCCUCCAACAACUUGCCACUAUUGGCAGGAGACUUCGUUGUCCUGGGAAACAACGUCAGCAUCUUGUGGGACCAGAUCGGGAACCGAGAAGAGGCCCGCCGCGAUAUCAACACAAACCACGCCCUCCAGCCGAUCAACCUGAACAGCCUGCGUUUCCAUACCGGUCCUGCAACGGCACCUUACCGAGAUCGCUGGACCGUGGAAGGGAGAAGACUGCACGCUGCUGGGUUCUUGCACUUUGAGCUUAGCGAACCCCAGGCUGAAACCUCCUGGGUAUAUAUGCUUGAACUUGAAACAGGGAACGUGUUAUGGUCCCAACCCAAGUCCCCGACGUCGGCUCUCACGAUACCAAUUGCAAUGGGAUGGAAGAGAAUCUACUACUACGGCCCCCAGACAACGGACUUGGAGGCAUAUGACUUGAAGACUGGCGCGCUGCUCUACUCGCGCCGCUCAUUCUUCCCAAAGGCUCUAAACAUAUGGCACGAUCAGAUCUGGCGCGUUGGGGGACGGGAAGUCUUCGUGGGGAUAUCCUCUGAAGGGAAACAAGACAAGGGAACUAUGCCUGUGUCUAUGUAUCUUAUUGACGCGGAGAGCGGGGCCAUCAUCCAGGUGAUCACCUUUAUGCAGUACUGGACCCCGGGGUUGCGAUAUGACCCGCUCCUGACGCUGAAGGUGUCCACGCGACGCAACGAGCUGGCGUUUGCGUGGGUCAGUUACAACUCUGCACGGACUCUCGCCAUGAUACACACGUUUGACUACGAUCGCGUCAAUGGAGAGUUUGUGGAACGAGGCCUCGAGGAGAUUGACCUCGUUGCGCUCGGGGUUAUCAAAAGGCACGGGCUUCGUAGCAGAAUUGACUGUGAUCCAUUCAGAGGAAUUAUUGCCUCCGCAAAUAUCGACGGUGGAAGCGUCUGGAUACAUCCACUUCGACUUGGUUCUAUGGGAGACGAUGCCCCGACCCAGUCUACUAAGAUUAUCCUAGACAGAAACCCAAAAGAGGAUUUUUCCAUUGGCAAGGGGGGCACCAAUCCACAUGUUGUAUUGGACGAUUUUCGAUUGGACAAGAUCAUCAUUGCAGGCAACCGGCUUUGCUUGAAAUAUCAGCUUAAUUAUGGGACUCCUGGGACGGAYACUGAGAAUGAACUUGCAGUUUUGGACUUUGGGUCCCCGGGAAGUUCGGCCCUUGAUGAGGGAGCCUUCUGUCUGCAUUCGCCAGAUAUGACCAACAUCGGUGUUGUCAAGAGAAACUAA